Cryptomeria japonica (Japanese cedar) is the source of this 1411-nucleotide messenger RNA. RefSeq lists its product as uncharacterized. The transcript has 5 exons. The coding region runs from base 144 to 1091 and encodes 315 amino acids. Gene Ontology annotation, molecular function: hydrolase activity. NCBI's taxonomy places the organism in Eukaryota, Viridiplantae, Streptophyta, Pinopsida, Cupressales, Cupressaceae. The record is from RefSeq and is a predicted model, not a curated record.
CCAUUUCUUCCUCGGGAUUGUAGAUAAUGUUAAUACGAACACCACGCGUUUUGAUGAUUAUCAGUUUAUGAACCCUCUACCAACAACAGUUUUUCUUCUGCUCUGAAUAUUUUCUCUGUUUUCAGAAUUGAGUGGUCAUAUUCAUGGAGAAAAUCCAACACAAGCAUGUUGAUGUAGGAAAACUGAAAUUGCAUGUUGCAGAGAUUGGAUCAGGUCCAGCUGUGCUGUUACUGCAUGGCUUUCCUGAAAUCUGGUAUUCAUGGCGUCAUCAGAUGAUUGCCUUAGCAGAUGCAGGGUUUCAUGCAAUUGCCCCUGACUUCAGGGGUUAUGGACUCUCUGAUCAGCCUUCCCAAAUAGAGAAAGGCAACUCUGUAGAUCUUGUGGAGGACAUGGCCGGCCUUCUUGAUGCGUUUGGCAUUCAGAAAGUAUUUGUUGUGGCCAAGGAUUUUGGAGCACCGAUUGCAUAUUAUCUGUAUCUCCUCUACCCUGAGCGAGUUGGAGGCAUUAUAACAUUGGGUAUACCUUAUUUGAUACCAGGUCAAGAAACUAUUAAAUUGGAUUUGUUUCCAGAAGGGUUUUAUAUUAGACAUUGGAAGGAGCCCGGAAGAGCCUUGGCAGACUUUGGGCGUUUUGAUACAGAAACAGUGGUAAGGAAUAUAUAUACCCUGUUCUCUGGAAGUGAGCUGCCAGUGGCAGAAGAGGGUAAAGAGAUCAUGGACCUCUAUGAUCCUGCAACUCCACUCCCAUCUUGGUUUACUGAGGAUGACUUAAAAACAUACUCAAGCCUGUAUGAGAAAUCAGGUUUUGCUUUCCCUAUGCAAGUUCCCUACAUUAGUAUGAUGAGCAAUUGGGGUAAACUGGCGGAGUUAACAGAUCAUACUGUUAAAGUUCCAGCACUUCUGAUCAUGGGUAUCAAAGAUUAUGUAAUCAAAUUUCCAGGAAUGGCGUAUUAUAUAAACAGUGAUAUCCUGAAAUCGCAAGUGCCCAAUCUGGAGAUCAAGUACUUUCCAGAAGGGAGCCAUUUUGUUCAAGAGCAAUUCCCUGAGGAGGUGAAUAAGCUUCUUCUUGACUUCCUCAAACAGCAGCUGUAAUGCCAAAGGUACUCCAAGAUUGGGCAUAAUAGCAUCAAUGGUCAUAGCCAUAGAAAUACAGAAAGAUAGGCAAAGUAUUUGUUUGUCUUGUGAAAGGGGAUUGCAUAAAAUAAUUAUUAUCUUUGAUUCUGAGCUGGGUAAUUUUUUGUUCCAUGGAUGCUGAAGCAUAGAAUGCAUUGAUAGUCAAUUACAUUACCUGUCAAGUUUCAAAGAAACUGAACAAUACAAGUCUAAUUGUAUGGAAUAUAUUUGUAUUAUGCAUUAAUAUUGAAUGUCAAAUGAUCAACUUCAAAAUUAAAAAUUUCAAGUUUUUGUUUUUA